Messenger RNA from Protopterus annectens (West African lungfish), 4448 nucleotides. RefSeq names its product RPA1 related single stranded DNA binding protein, X-linked (gene RADX). The transcript is spliced from 14 exons. Gene Ontology annotation, biological process: regulation of DNA repair. The record is from RefSeq and is a predicted model, not a curated record. The coding region runs from base 437 to 3097 and encodes 886 amino acids. Gene Ontology annotation, cellular component: replication fork. NCBI's taxonomy places the organism in Eukaryota, Metazoa, Chordata, Ceratodontiformes, Protopteridae. Gene Ontology annotation, molecular function: single-stranded DNA binding.
AGAAGAAUUAUGGGAAGUUGGGUUUUGUAAUCGUAAAAUGAGAAAAAAAGAUGCUCUUGUAAACAAAACUUUAACAGGAUACUUCAUGGACAGUAAAUACGUAUGUCCUAUUAUUUAUUUCUUUGUUCAUUGUUUUAUUUUUAACGCAUUAAAUAGCUGUUUCCUUUGUCUUCCGAAGAUACCGGUUUCUAAGUCCCUGCAUUUUCUUUUUUAUUACUAUUUGUCUUUGACAGCACUAUAAGCAGUGGAAUACGAAACAUAAACCAACACUCCUGCAAAAUUUUUUUUUCAGUUUUUUUAUGUGAUGGCGGCGGACUUUAUGUCACCUGAAUGAAAUUUGGCACUUUGAAGCUGGAGUCGUGACAUUAGUUAAGGAGAUGCGACUUAAAAAUCUUUCUGUGGUUAAGUUUUGACGUUUUAACAUAUUGUUACAGUGAUGCUAGGAGCAGAGCUCUGCUGUAGUAGAGCUGUUGCAACUCUGGAAGGAAACUCUACCCUAGUGAAGAUCUUGAAGAAAGUGGUGCAUUCCACCAGCCUUCGCAUUAAUGUGCAGGACUGUGAACCCCUGGCUGUUGUGGCUGUGCAGAGGUACCUGUCUGAUACCUGCCUUCCAUCCCAGCCUGGACCAUCUCAAGUGUCUGCUUCUUACUUGUAUGAUGUUACCCUCACUGACGGGGAACUUCAGACAAAGUGUUUCCUUGCUCCUGACUUGAACGCUGUGGUGCAUACAAAUUCCCUCAGGUGUGGGAUUGAGAUCAAGAUUAAACAAUGUUGCUACGUGUAUGAUGAGAAAAGAAUAAACAACGGAUUUCUGUCCAUUGAAAAAGUUGAAUUGGGAAGUAAUAUCUCUCCAAUAUUGUGUAGUAUUUCUGAUUUAAGUGCAUUGCCUAACGUUUUUAGCCUUCAGGGAAACCUAUUUUAUGCAAACUCUGUAUCUCAGACUCCACUGGUAGGUGGAAGAAAAUAUUAUCUCUCGCUUUGGAAUAAUGAAGAUCCAUAUGGAGAAAUGCGGAAUGUGUUUAAACAACUAGAGCUCCACAUCACUGUAGACGCAUCCAAAAUCAUCACUCUUUCAAAUCUUGAAAUGAUUUGGAGGAGCCGUUUAAAGUAUCCUCCACUGCUUGUGAGGAUAAUGCACAAAUCUAGGCUAAGAUACUUUGGAAAACCAGGGAAGAAAAUGGAUGUUCCUUACCAGGUGUACUUUGAAGUAGCAGACUGCUCAGGCAUGAUGUCCAUGGUUAUGUGGAAUGACCUUUGUUUGGAAUGGUAUAACAGCAUAUAUGUUGGCAGUGUGCUUUUCAUUCAGCAGUAUACAGUGAAACCCAGUUACCAGCACAGAACAUGGCCAACUCCAGGAGAUCCACAGAUGAAAGUAUUUAAAACAGUUGAGGUUUGCCUUAAUCCUCGAGAGCCUGCAUCCGAGCUCUACAUCCUUCCUGAGAAAAAUGUCAAGCCUGAAUGGCAGCUCCCAAAAGUGAGAUAUCACUUCAUUUCCAGAGUCGACCUGGACCACUUACCACAUAAUUAUACCUGUGAUGUCAUUGGCCUUGUGAUAUUUGUAGGAAGAUGUGAACGAUUAAGGAAAAAAGAAGGGGCAGAAGAUUUUUGGUUAUAUCGCUGGGUUCAUAUCAUUGAUGGCACUGCGGACAAGCCAUUUAUACUGGAAUUGUUUUCAACUUCCCAACCUGAUGUAUUCGAACACAUUCAUCCAAUGGCAUACUUGGUGUGUACCCAGAUGAGAGUGGUACGAGACCCAGAUCUGACCAGCUCCACCCAGCCUUACCUUACAACAUCAAAUGAGAGUCAACUCUUCAUUACUGGUUUAGGUCUUCAUAAAAGCCACAAAGGUCAGCCGUAUACUACAGAUCCAAAAGUGAAAGCCUUCAUUCAGUGGACAAAGACACAAAAUGAAAAUGAUCUGCUUCAGAGAACUGUAAUUGGUGGGUAUUACCACUUCCCACCACCCCCUGUGACAUUUGCUCAGUUCUGCAAAGACAACAAAGCUGAAACAGUACUGACAUCAUCCAAUGAAGUGAUGAAAAUGAUUGCUAAUCUCCACUACAGGGAACAUAAACGAAUUGCUUUUUUGGGCUCUAUUGCUUCUGUUCGCUACAUCCAUCAUUCCUGUACAGCCAAAGUGCUCCCAGCAAUGGAUGUAGAAGAGGAAGAAAUAUUUUUUUCUGCAAGAUCUUCACCCCCAUCUUCACAAGAAUCUGAUGGUCUUGCUCAGAAAUCCCCAACCCAGAAGAGGAAAUCUGAACUACAUCAAGAAACAGAACCUCUUACUGCUCCCAUCAUGCAGUUACCUGAUUUCUCACCUUCCAGCAAGUUUCCCUUCAGGAGAAAGAGACAACAGCGCUAUCAGACAGAGGAUCAUGAUACUGCUGCUGUUUAUCAGCAGAGUUCUGCAGAGUUGAACAAUAAAGAAAAUGAAGAAAACAAUCCGAAUUUGCAGAGUUGCAGCCGAUUAUGUGGAGGUGAAUCACAUGUGUGCAGUGUGCAUGCAGUACAACAGCCUGAAGUGUCGUCUGAUAAUGUAUGGGAAAGUGACAUCUGGUCUGAGGUGAAGGGCCAGUUGUCAGUGCAUUUACAUUAUGGCUGCCUUCUUCCAGAAAGCAUUCCCAGGAAAUUUGAUUACCACCACAGAGAACUGCUAGUGCAACAGCUCCUCCUUCACCCUGCCAAACAUCAGUGUGGAAUGCAUACAUGGAGUAAACAGAUGGAGGAACAUUCAUCUCUCCUUGAUCAUGGACACUUUGAAGUGACAAUUCUAGGCAUAAAUAGACAGUUCGCCAUUGAUACUGUAUUUCUACCAGUAACUUCUACUGAAGAUCACAGGAAAUUGGGGCUUUUAUCUGAUUUGCACAGCAAUACACUUCUUUCCUGCGUAAAUUUAGGAUAUGUUUCUCAGCAACAGACUACAGGUACUCAUGAGUCGUCAGUUCUCCCACCACCAGAUUCAAUUGUUCAAACUGCAGAUGAGUUGAACAGACAGCAUUUUAUCUGCAUCCUUGACGUCUGCCAUCUUGGAGAAGCCACAGUUGAAGUUUUCUUAAACCAGCUUUACAAUCCUUUGCCUAUAGCCCAGGCAGUAUGAGUACAAGCAUGCAAUUAAAAAUCACAUUGUGAGAGCUUAUAGGAGAUGCUUUCCUACAGAGGAACAGUUUAUUUCACUGAUCUUGUGUAUUGCAUUUAUUGAUAUCCAAUCCUUUACGCAGUGUUAGCAAUCUCCUUGCCCUUUCUUCCAUCGUCAGGAAAUGUUGCAGAUUUACUGGUGUCUAGGGUUCAAGUCUGGAACAAGUCACUGUCCAUAGAACUGCAUGACUUUUGGAGGGAUAUGUACCAUAUGACAUAGCAGACAAAGCUGUUGCCUUUGGGUACUUCCUUGCCUCAUUAUUUUGUGAAACCUGUUUUCAGUAUUUACUGAAACAAAUAUAUUGCAGACAACGCUCAAGAAACUAAACAACACGUUUACAUUUAGUGUCACUGUUGCAAGUGGAAGUAUAUUUAUUUUUUGUGCUGUACAGUACAAGUUUGUAAAAUUAAUUUUAUAAGCAUAUAUUGUUAGAGUUGUAAUGCAUUUUUUAAUUUUAAAUAUAAAAAAAUAAAUUAACUAUAGGCAAUUUGUUUCCUGUUUUGUUCACUUCUCUGAAUUCAUAACUGGAGCAUUAGUUUGAUUAAAUUAAAAUCUUUUGCUAAUAAAAAGUAACAAAUUCUAUUUGAAUGCAGUUUAUGGGAGACCUACCUUGGAAAAAUACUUUAGUUUUAGGUAACUUGUUUUUCUAAUCUUUUAUGGAGGCAUUUUUUAGAAAAGAGGCCCAGAGCUGAAAGGAACAAAACAGCUGCAGCUCUCUCAACAGUGACAGAGUAAUAUGACUUCUCCAUGUUUCUACCAAUUGAAGGCUUAUUUUUAUCAGUAAAUAAGUUGUAGUGUGGGAAGGCUUCUGGUACUAUGUCAAGUAGAGUAGCAAUGGAUCACCGGGUUAUCUGUGUGCACCUGUUCUGAGGCAUUAAAGGAUAAAGCUCUCACUAUGGCAUAGGCAAUCUGAGUUUGGUUAGCAACUUAGGUACGUGUAUGGAGCUGACAAAGAGAAGAGAAGAAUGAUUAGACUUAAGCUUGCUAUUUGAGUGGGGGGGGGCAUGCUAAGAUGGGUGGACUGUUCUUAGUAGUCCCCAUCCAGCACAAGGACUACUAAGCAUAAUUUCCUAAGGGUAGUACAGUGAUAUCCCUUGACCACGUGUCAUGGCAUGCAGUGGCCUAUCAGGUUCUCCUUAGGAGGCAGAGGAAGAUAGGACAUCAAUUUAGAGUUAAACCGAUUUAUGCUGUGAGAGACCAUGGCAGCUCUCCAGUCCUUUCACCCACUAAUUCCAUUCACCUCACCAGCUAGGCAGGGGCCUGAUGAUUCUAGACAGCUGGGUUACAACUGAUUAAGGUUUGAUUGGGCUCA